Malassezia vespertilionis is the source of this 1257-nucleotide messenger RNA. It is a transcript of the gene VRG4, whose product is annotated as GDP-mannose transporter into the lumen of the Golgi. Gene Ontology annotation, molecular function: GDP-mannose transmembrane transporter activity; antiporter activity. The coding region runs from base 1 to 1257 and encodes 418 amino acids. Gene Ontology annotation, biological process: transmembrane transport. The transcript has a single exon. Gene Ontology annotation, cellular component: Golgi apparatus. NCBI's taxonomy places the organism in Eukaryota, Fungi, Basidiomycota, Malasseziomycetes, Malasseziales, Malasseziaceae. The record is from RefSeq and is a predicted model, not a curated record.
AUGCCGGCCAGCGAUGAAGAAAUCGAGUUCGGCUCGCUCGGGGACCGUGCCGGCACGUCGGAGCUCGAGGCAGACGCUGUGCAGGAGCGGCUGCUGGGCGAAGGGCCUGGCACGCCAACGUCCGAGGCGCCCCAACACUACGGAAGCGCUGUCGCGCCCGUCCUGAGCUACUGUAUGGCGAGCAUCUCGAUGACGGUAAUCAACAAGUUUACUGUCUCGGGCGCAGGGUUUACGAUGAAUCUGCUCGUGCUUCUGUGUCAGUGCGCGGUCGGUAUUUUGAUGGUAUAUGCGGCGAAAAUGCUGGGAUAUAUCCAGCUGCGCGACCUGAAUAUGCGCGACGUCAAAGCAUGGUUUCCGAUCUCGACCAUGCUUGUGUUUGUGAUUUGGACGGGAAGCAAGGCACUCCAGUUUAUGGAUAUCCCUAUCUACACCAUCUUUAAAAACCUGACCAUCAUUUUGAUAGCAUACGGCGAAGUGCUGUGGUUCGACGGGCACAUUACACGGCUCGUUUUUAUCUCCUUCUUGCUCAUGGUGCUCUCCUCUUUCGUCGCUGCAUGGCCAGAUAUAGUGGGUGGAGAACCUGCAGCAGUCGUGCCGCACGCGCGCGCGCUCGCGACUGCGCAGGCUGCACAAGCUGCCGCGCCCGCCGCCCAGGGCUGGGCGCUGGGGCAGAACGGGUACUUGUGGAUGCUCACAAAUUGUCUCGUCAGUGCUGUGUUUGUGCUGGUGAUGCGCAAGCGCAUCAAGCUCACGGGCUUCAAGGACUGGGACACGAUGUUUUACAACAAUCUGCUCAGCAUUCCGGUGCUCCUGGUCAUGUCUCUGCUCCUCGAGAACUGGAGCGCCGAGACGCUCGAGCGCAACUUCCCCCACCAACGCCGCGGCAGUCUCAUCCUCGCCGUGGCCUUGUCAGGGACCGGCGGUGUGGCGAUCAGCUACACGACCGCGUGGUGCAUCCGCACGACCAGCAGCACGACAUACAGCAUGGUCGGUGCACUCAAUAAGCUCCCGCUCGCACUGAGCGGGAUGGUAUUUUUCGGGAACCGAGCCACGAUCUACAACUCGUUGGGCAUCGCAAUUGGGUUCUUGGCUGGGAUCGUGUAUGCCGUUGGGAAAAAUAAGCAGGCCGAAGCGGCACGGCUCGCGAAUACCGCCGCAACAGGGACCGCCACCGUGCACGCUGCAGGUGGCGGGCACGGAUCCGAUCCCAAGGGUGUCAUCCCAACACACACACGCGCCCACGUCCGCAAUGACUAA